AGUGUUGCAAUGAUGGGGCCAAGGCAUCCUCUCAUUCUACAUUUAGCAUUGGUCAGGUCACACAGUCUUUGUCCUCGUCUGUUUCUAUUUCGCCAGAAAAAAUGGCCAGCAAGUUAACACAACAACAGAUCACAGAGUACAAAGGUGUUUUUGAGAUGUUUGAUGAAGAGGGAAAUGGAGAGGCGAAGACACAAGAGCUGGAGAGACUGAUGAGUUUAAUGGGAAUCAACCCUACUAAGCGGGAGCUCGGCCAGAUGGCUAAAGAUGUGGACAAAAAUGGCAAAGGGAUGUUUAACUGUGAAAGCUUCCUGGGUCUAAUGGCACUGUAUCAUGAAAGAACCAAGAACCAGGAUGCAGAACUCAGAGCAGCUUUUAAAGUGUUUGAUAAAGAGGCCAAGGGAUAUAUUGACUGGAACACACUCAAGUACGUACUGAUGAAUGCAGGAGAACCACUGAGUGAGAUCGAGGCAGAGCAGAUGAUGAAGGAAGCCGACAGAGACGGAGAUGGAACUAUUGAUUAUGAAGAAUUUGUGGCGAUGAUGACUGGGAAUUUGUUCAAAAUGAGUUGAAGACUCCAAUAACUUUGUUCAAUACUUCUGUUGAAAACGUUUUGUGUGCACUAUAAUGAAAAUGUGUCAAAAUGUGUGAUUUGUGAAUAUCUGUAUUCCUUCACAUAAAAAAAGACAAAAACA
Mugil cephalus (flathead mullet) is the source of this 692-nucleotide messenger RNA. RefSeq names its product calglandulin-like. Gene Ontology annotation, cellular component: myosin II complex. The record is from RefSeq and is a predicted model, not a curated record. Gene Ontology annotation, molecular function: calcium ion binding. The transcript has 5 exons. NCBI's taxonomy places the organism in Eukaryota, Metazoa, Chordata, Actinopteri, Mugiliformes, Mugilidae. The coding region runs from base 102 to 569 and encodes 155 amino acids.